GUGUGGAGUGGACCCCCACUUCAGGGACGGGACCCCCACUGUGUGUGUCAGCCCCUUGGUGCGCGGGGGGUUGAUGUAGGAUUUCGACAUGCCCAACGCUGAGGAGCCAAAGCUGGGAGCAUUAUGACGACAACGACGAACUGGGUGGCGAACGGGGCAAGCCUUGAGGACUGCCACUCCAACAUCUUCUCCCUGGCGGAUUUGACGGGCAUCAAAUGGCGCUGCUACAACUUCCGCGGGGGCGGCGAGUACGGUCCGGUGAUCUCGGCGCCCGCCCAGGACGACCCGGUCCUGCGCAGCUUCAUGCGCUGCGUGCAGGCCAACCUGCUGUGCGUGUGGCGCCGCAAGAUCAAGCCUGACGCCAAGGAGCUGUGGAUCUUCUGGUGGGGCGACGAGCCCAACCUGUCGGAUGUCAUCCAUCAUGAGCUGGAAGUGGCUGAGGAGGGCCUCUGGGAGUGCGGACUGUCCUACGAGUGCAGGACCCUGCUGUUUAAGGCCGUACACAACCUCCUGGAAAGAUGUCUAAUGGACAAAGGCUUUGUGCGAGUCGGCAAGUGGUUCUUCAAGCCGCACCAAAUGCAGGAAAAGUCGAUGGGCAGCAGCGAGCACCUGUCGUGUUCCUUCUCCUUCUUCCUGCACGGGGAGAGCAACGUGUGCACCAGCGUGGAGAUCGCCCAGCACCAACCUGCGUACCACAUCACACAACAGCACAUCCGCCUCGCACACACCUCCGUCGCACCAAUACAAGUGAUCCUGAGCCCAUACGGUCUGAGCGGUACUCUGACAGGUCAGGCCUACAAAAUGAGCGACCCGGCCGCACGUAAGCUGAUGGAGGAGUGGAGCUACUUCUACCCGAUGGUACUGCGGCGGAAGGAGGGAAGCGGCGAGGGGAACGAGGAGCCGGCCGAUGAUCGCAACGCUCACGUGGCGGUGGAGGUGGUCGUCGGUGGAGUAAGGAUGACCUACCCAGCUGCUUUUGUGCUGAUCGCCCAUGGCCAGCUGCCGGUGGAGCCGCCUCCACCUGCUCCUGCAGCUCAGAACCUUGCCAGAGAGCAGAACCACUGCAGCGUGCCGCUCACGCCGCCGACGUCGCCGGAGCAGCCCUGCUCGGCGGACAGUGGAUUCGUGACUUCGGCCUCGAGUGUGCCAACACCAGACAGCACUAUGGGGGUCACCAGCCUUAGCCCAAAGCAUUCUGGGAAGAAGCUAACUUGUCAGGUGGUCCAUCAGGCCUGGAGGGAGUGCUACCUCAGCCAGCCUCAGCACACACUAAAGCAGCCGGCUGACAUGACGCCUAAGAAGGAAGUGCCAAACGGAGUCACCACGUGGGACUUCAAUGACGUCGGAGCGCGAGCGCCUUGCAGCUGCUCGAGGCUGAAACAGCAGAAAUUGACAACGGCCACAAACAUCUCCAACCCCCAGAUCGGUGCCAAUCCGUCCUCCGGCUCAUCACUAUACGCGGUUUCCGUACCCAAACACAAGACCAGCGACAAGACGGAAAAGGCUGACAAACAAUCAAAGAGACCGGUCGUGAUCCCCUUCCACCACCGUGUAUCUGUCACCCAGGAGACCCCUCUGGAUCAGGACUCACCUGGGGGGCCCCAGCUCAGUGGUCUGGUACCACUGGAGCCACCUAUGGAGCCUCUGGCCACUCUGGCAAGCUGCAAGUAUGCCAAACCGCUCUCCAACGGCAGGAAAGCUCCAGAGUCCCUUCUCUUGUCGCCAAUGUCGCCGCUUCCUCCCACGCUUAGCCCACACCCCCGGGUGCAGGACACGGAGGUACUGGAAGGGCCGCUGGACAUCCACUUAUGUCAGGAGGCAGCCCCGGGCAUGGGGGUGAUGACCAGUGAGACGGUGGUGUACACGGCCCUGCUGAAGCAGAGGGAGAACGGGGCCGGUUGGUGGAGAGGCUUCCGGACUCCCAGGACUGAUAAGAUGGAUUUCAGACCUCUAGAAGUCUCGGCUGAUAAACCGGAAGAGGGGAAGAUGGAGGCAGUUCCUGAGGGAGCUCUGCUAAAGAGACUUUACACACAUACGCACAAGAGAUUUAAAAUCUCAGACGAGAGAUUGCGGGACCACGUCCAGACAUUGGGCCUGCUCCAGCAGCCGGGCGUGGAGGCGCUGCGCGAGCCAGGGGAAGACCCCUACGACUUCAAGGAAGGCGACAUCGAGUACACGUUUUCCACUUCCAAGAGAUUAAAGAGUCAAGGGCGGGAAUCCAGCAAGAGAACCAAGAGUGAAGAAAUCACCAGCAAUGGCAACCUGCCAGAUGGGAAAGACGCUAUGUCCAUUUUUAACUCCGCUCCCAAAUCAGACGAGUCCAGUCCGGACGAUGCGGCCGCCAAAGCCAAUCCUUCUCUGACCCGAGAAAAAGACCUAGUAGUGAACAUUUCGGAUCUGGACAACAUAUUUGAUGAAGAUGAGGAGGAGCUCGGGACGGUUUACCCCAACCAGCACUCAACCAAACUCACAGUAUCCACAGAGGAUCGUCCUCUGAGUAAAGAAGGCAGAGCGGCAGUACCUUAUCCAUCAACAGUAGCAGACCUGCAGCGUAUGUUCCCCACACCACCCUCUCUGGAGCAGCAUCCGGCCUUCUCUCCCAUCAUGACCUACCGGGACACGCCGAGCCAGGAGCCCCCCGCGCCCAGCGGCGCGCUUGAUCACCUUCUUCUGCCCAUCACCUCCAGCCAGCUGCCUGAAUUCAGGAUAGAGCUCGAGGAGGGCGUGUCUAGUCCCUGGCAAGAAGAUUUCAAGACUCAGGUGGUCUCCGCCAUGUUCGCGCCACUUUCCUGCUUACCUAGUCAGACUUCAGCACCGCUCAAGAUUCCCGAGCAGUGCUACUACCGCCCGUCCUGGGCACUCCUGCCCAAAAUGGAGCACAUCCCAGCUGUCAUGCACACCCACAACAGCGGUUUCGUCAGGGAUGGAUACACAAAUAUACCAAGUGUCAGCGCUCUGACGGACCAGGACUACAACCAGAUGAGCGGCACUACGGCUUCUGUGAGCACCACCGUGGGCAUCCUGCCCUCUCCGGCCACACCUCGUUUCUCUGUGCCCACUCCGCGCACCCCUCGCACGCCACGGGGCAUGAACCCCGCCAGCUCUGGCCAAGGUUCCGUCAAGCAGGACGGUACUGAGCUGAGCUCACCGGUUUCGACCCCUUCCACCAGCCUACCUCUUAGCUCCGUGGAGCCCCUCGCUCGGCCCAGACCCUGCCUCCCCGAGAGCCACAGCCUGUACGCCAUCCUCCUCCUGUCGGACUCCGUCCUCAACGUCUUCAAGGACCGCAACUUUGACAGCUGCUGCAUCUGUGCCUGCAACAUGAACGUCAAGGGGGCGGACGUAGGGGUGUAUAUCCCCGAUUCCACCUGCGAGGAUCAGUACCGCUGCAUGUGUGGCUUCAGCGCCAUUGUGAACAGGCAGCUGGCCCACGGCACGGGCCUCUUCCUGGAAGACGAGCUGGAUAUUUACGGACGCUCCUCCGAGGUCGGACGGGCCGCCGAGAGGAAGCUGGCUCUUUGCCGGCGGGACCCGACGUUGGGCGACCCCAGAGCAAAGCGGCCUCAGGAUGCGGCGCCCGCCUCCCCGUCGGUCGUGGUCUUACUUCAGGAGCAGUGCUCCCAUCCCAUUUCGUCCCUCGCCUCACUGCACCUUCCUCACGGUUAUUCCAGCUAUUCCCGCAACGGGGCGCUGCUCCAAAGUUGGAUGUCGGAAAAGCAGUGGGCGGACGGGAGCGAUGCCUGUGUGGAAUGUUACAAUGCUUUGGAGCAGGGGCUGCAGUAUGUGGACAACUCCACUGGGGGGAAAGUCGAUCCAGCUGUUGUCAGAAGUACAGCUCUGCAUCCCUGGCCUCACACUAAUGUGGUGGACAUGAGCAUGUUGUCGUCCCAGGACAUGGUGCGCUUGCUGCUGUCCUUGCAGCCCUUCCUGCAGGACGCCAUCCAGAAGAAAAGAACCGGUCGGACGUGGGACAACAUCCAACACGUUCAGGGCCCGCUCACUUGGCAGCAGUUCCAUAAAAUGGCGGGGAGAGGCUCGUAUGGUUCCGAGGAAUCUCCGGAGCCCUUGCCCAUCCCCACAGUGCUACUUGGCUACGACCGAGAGCGGGAGUUCCUGGCACUGUCCCCUCUGGCUUUGCCUUUCUGGGAGAAGCUCUUGCUGGAGCCUUACGGGGGGCAACGAGAUGUGGCGUAUGUGGUACUCUGUCCCAAUAGUCCUCCACUGUUGGCUGCAGCCAGAACCUUCUUCCAGGAGCUCAGCUCUGUUUACGAGACGUGUCGUCUUGGGAAGCACCGUCCUCUGACCAAGGUGUCCCGGGAUGGCAUAAUCCGCGUAGGGGAGGAGGUGGAGCCAGAAAGGCUUGAGGAGCUGGAUGUGGACCAGUGGUUGACUGGACCCUGGGCUGGAGAGCAACACACAGACAACCUCAGCAAACUGAAACUUUACGCCUAUGCCUGUAAGCUGCAGCUUGGACCCCAGCUGUCAGUCCUGCCUUUGGACAGCACGCUUCUGUUGCCAUCCAAAAUCCAACAAUCCACCUCUUCAGCGCAGCCUGCGUCCUCCGGUCAAUCGCAAACGUGGACAUCAGACGCAGAACCAGCUCCGGGGGUUGUCGGGACAGCAAAAGCCUCCACUCCAAAUGCAGCACCCUCUGGCCAGACGGGGACGACGACCCCUGGAGGGUCCAACGAGUCAAAGGGACUCUUGAGUGGCACACAAGCAGCCAACACACCAGCAGAAAACCCUGAAAUCACCGCCGAGCAGUCCAGAAUAGGCGUCCCGACUGGUCCCGACUCCACGGACAGCCGGACAAACCCACCAGCUAUCGUUGUUUACAUCGUGGACGCGUUCCUCAGCCCAACUGGGGUGCGGAGUGACGGAGGGGAGGAAGAGGAAGGUGAUGAAGUUGAGGCAGGGAGCGUGUGGCUGCUCGGGCUUCUUCGAUGCUACACGGAGAUGUUACAGACCCUGCCUGACACCAUAAGACCUGCACUCGUUCUACAGGUGGUGCCAUACCAGUACCUCCUGCAACCUGCGAGUGGGGAGAGCCACAUCUACCUGCAGCACCUGCGCUCUCUGGCCUUCUCCUGUUACUCCCAGUGCAGACGCCUGCGGCCCCGGCACACACACAUCAAGUCCUUGACCGGCUUUGGCCCGGUGUCCACUGUCACGUCUGUCCUCAAGAGCCCGGAUCAUCCGAGCCCAGUCCAUCUGUACUCGCCCCCCUUCAUCCUCGGGCCCACCCGCCCCAAGCAGCCGGAACAAGGAGAGAUUUGGGCCGAAGUCCCUCCCAGAUACAACGUGCUCUUUGUGGGUUAUUGCCUGUCACAUGACCAGCGCUGGAUCCUGGUGUCGUGCACCGACCAGCAGGGGGAGCUGCUGGAGACGUGCAUCAUCAACGUCGAUGUGCCAAACAGGGCACGCCGCCCGAAAGUGUCCGCUCGGAAGAUGGGUCUGCAGAAGCUGUGGGAGUGGUGCGUCGGCAUAAUCCAGAUGACCUCACUACCUUGGAGGAUUGUGAUUGGUCGGUUAGGGAGACUGGGCCACGGCGAACUUAAAGACUGGAGCUCGCUCCUCGGGGAGCACUCGCUGCAUUCGAUAGGGCGCCAGCUCAGGGAGGCCUGUCGCAUGUGUGGCAUCUCGGCGGCGGACACCCCCUCCAUCCUCAGUGCCUGCCUGGUGGCGAUGGAGCCGCAGGGCUCCCUCGUGGUCAUGCCCGACGCCGUGACGAUGGGCUCGGUGUUCGGCCGCAGCACCGCCCUGAACCUGCAGACGUCGCAGCUGAACACGCCUCAGGACGCCUCGUGCACACACAUCCUCGUCUUCCCGACGUCCGCCACCACCCAGCUGGCGCCGAGCUCUUACCCCACUGAGGACAAUAACGAUGACAUGUUUGACCUUCCCUUUCCUGACGAACUGGAGAACGACAUCGGCCACGACAUGAUGCUGAUCACGGGUAACCUCCAUCCUUCUCCCAACACCUCCCCUGUACCUUCGCCGGGCUCUCCGUCCGGAAUGGGAAUGGGAUCCCAUUUCCAACACGCCAGGAGCCAGGGGGAGCGCUUACUCUCCAGAGACAAUCCGCCGGAAGAGCUGAAGCAGCAGCCGCUGGCUCUGGGCUACUACGUCUCUACGGCACAGGCCAGCGGACUCCCGCACUGGUUCUGGGCCCCGUAUCCUCAGGCUGAGAACCAGUGUCCUCUGUUCCUCAAGGCCUCGCUCCACCACCACAUCUCCAUGGUCCAGUCCGAUGAGCUGGUGGCAGACAAGACAAAGAGGACCCCUCACCCGCUCGACUCAAAGACCACCUCUGAUGUGCUCCGGUUUGUAUUGGAGCAGUACAAUGCACUCUCCUGGCUGACGUGCACACCUGCGACCCAGGACCGCCAGUCUUGCCUGCCCGUCCACUUGGCCGUGCUGGUUCAAAUGUACAACGCCAUCCUCAACAUGCUGUAGCCGUUCGCACCUCUUCUUCGGCAGCUCUGUGCCUCCUCCUCGUCCCGCAGAGAGCGAGAGACAGAGAGACCGGACUCUCCCGGGGCCUGGAAUGUAAAUCAGAGUGACAAGAUGCAGAGGCGGUAGAGAAAGGAAACGCUUGGAAAUGGCAGUCACGGUGCUUCUUUAAUGGAGAGAACCUGCAGCUUUCGUCACACCCAAGUGGCAUUUUCACACAAACAUCUGCAGAAGAACUCUUCAUACCUGUAAUAUUGUACAACCAGCAUAUUUGCAUGUCAACGCCUUGUUGCGUCGUUUUUACAUUUUCUUGAACAAAAAAAAAAGCGCUGUUGAAAGUUGAAAGAUCACUCUUUUAACUACCGCGGGGCGAACAUUUGCAAGCAGCACUUUUUCUUCACCUUUCACAAGGUUGUAGAUAAGCAAUGGCGGUACAAAAAAAAAAAAAAACAAUGGAGACGUGUGGGUGUUCAUAAUGUAAAACAUUUGCAAAGAACUGAAAGUUAUUUUUUAAUAUUUAAAACAAAACAAAUGGAAAAAAAAAUAAGGCCUUUUUAUUCCCAAAUGGUAAAUCUCUUGGGAUCUGAAAUGAGCGUCAAUUUAAUGCAAUAUUUAUACAAAUUAUAUCAUGCCAUAGGAUUUGAUAUCUAUACGUAUAUACUUAAUAAAUAUAUAUUACCUCUUCCAAACAGGCACUUAAUGAUAAGAAAGGGUGAUGGACACAAGCCUCUUGUAAGUGGACAUAGAAUGAACAUCAAUUAAAAAAAACCCAACAACUAUCAUUUCUGUUUUAUUUAAUGAUUUCAAUUAAAAAUAUGGAGCAGACUCCUUGGACUAGGCAAUCGAAGAUGUUCAACUAAAAUAUUUAAGAAUGACACUUUCUAUGAUCCGUCUCCUAGAUGAUGUCGAGCAAACCACGAGAAAGGCCCGUACUCUUCACUUUGCUACUUGUUACAAUCUGAGCAUGUUUGUAUUAUACACCAUUCAGCUGUGUUUUUCUGGAAUUUUAUAAAGCUGUACAUUUCAAGCUGUUGUUUUUUUUUUUGUUUGUUUGUUUUUUUGCUGUGAGCUUUUAUACAUUAUAAAUAUAUACAGUAUACUGUGCAAAAUUCAUUAUUUCCAGCCCAAAAAAAAUGUGGAAAUUGCCAAGUGGGUGUUCGCAAUUGUACAGACAAAUGCAAGUUUGCAAGACUUUGUUACGUCGGUCAUCAAUUUGAAUAUUUAACAGAUCCACAUGAGUGGGAGAGAUCUGUUACUUUUACACUAUUUUUUAAAGUAAAUUAUUAAAAGCCUUCCAA
Messenger RNA from Phycodurus eques (leafy seadragon), 7751 nucleotides. RefSeq names its product mediator of RNA polymerase II transcription subunit 13-like. Lineage: Eukaryota; Metazoa; Chordata; Actinopteri; Syngnathiformes; Syngnathidae. The record is from RefSeq and is a predicted model, not a curated record. Gene Ontology annotation, cellular component: mediator complex. The coding region runs from base 124 to 6456 and encodes 2110 amino acids. Gene Ontology annotation, molecular function: transcription coregulator activity. Gene Ontology annotation, biological process: regulation of transcription by RNA polymerase II. The transcript is spliced from 31 exons.